Messenger RNA from Porites lobata, 256 nucleotides. NCBI's taxonomy places the organism in Eukaryota, Metazoa, Cnidaria, Anthozoa, Scleractinia, Poritidae. The record is from the annotation of a GenBank genome assembly.
AUGGAUUUGAAGUGGGUUAUUUCUGAAGAGGAGAGAACUCGUCACGAUGCCUUAUUUUACAGUCAAAAACCUAAGGAUCAAUAUUUAUCUGGUGAGAAAUGUGGGAUGUGUGAAAGCGAUGGCGGCUUCGAUCGCGCUCAUCUGUGCAAAUAUUUCUUCACAUUUUUUGUUAUAUUUUUCAGGUGAACAGGCUCGUUCUUUGUUCAUACGAUCCAAACUACCUUUACCGGAGCUCAGUAAGAUCUGGUUGGUUUAA